Patiria miniata (bat star) is the source of this 2652-nucleotide messenger RNA. Its product is annotated as E3 ubiquitin-protein ligase TRIM56-like. Bases 43 to 1983 code for a protein of 646 amino acids. The record is from RefSeq and is a predicted model, not a curated record. Gene Ontology annotation, cellular component: chromatin; nucleoplasm. Gene Ontology annotation, biological process: positive regulation of DNA-templated transcription. Lineage: Eukaryota; Metazoa; Echinodermata; Asteroidea; Valvatida; Asterinidae. Gene Ontology annotation, molecular function: ubiquitin-protein transferase activity; zinc ion binding; protein binding. The transcript has a single exon.
ACAAUCUUGUUUUUUUUAUUCCUGGUAAUUCCUAGAUGAAGUAUGGCAGAGGCUGCAACAAAGAUCGCACUGGGACGGAUAAGUCAAAGCCACCUGGAAUGUCCAAUCUGCCGCUGUCGCUACACUGAUCCGAAGAUACUGGACUGCCUGCACACCUUCUGUCUGAACUGCCUUGACAAGCUUGUCAGCGGUGAACAGCAGCAGCAAAACAAGAUCAGUUGCCCACUGUGCCGGCAACUCACGGACAUCCCGGACGCGGGUUUACAGAGUCUCCAAAACUGCUUCUUCCUCAAGUCCCUGGUGGAUGAGUUCAGCAAGCAGGAGCUGCUGCUGGGACACACCUCGGUGCAGAUACCGACUUGCCAGCAAUGCGACGAGGGCUUGGAGGCGGUGGCCCGGUGCCAGGACUGCGACGAGAACAUCUGCAGGAAGUGCCAGGAAGCCCACGGGCGCUGGAAACGCACCAAGAAUCACCAGGUCGUCACGGUGGAGAGCCUGAUGAACCACACCGGUGGCCCGCUGAUCGAGGUUAGAAAAACUGACAGCCAGGCCCCAAAAUGUAGGACCCAUCCCGAUUACAGAGUCUGUUUUUACUGCUCUACCUGCGAGAUGUCCAUCUGCGCCAGAUGUGCAGCAGUCGAGCACCGCACGGACGAACACAAGUACAGUGAAAUCGCCGACGUCGUCGGAUCGCUGAGGAAAGACGUCGACGAGGCUUUGCUAAUGUUUGAAGAUUGCAGAGAGAGAUUUCAAGUCGCCCACAGGUCUACAGAGCAUGCGAGGGACAGGUUAAAGAUGAUGGUUGAAAGGGCUUGCCAAGCUAUUUCUGCAAAAGAGGAAGAAGAGAUUGCUAAGAUUAGAGAGAAAUCUCGCAGUUUGAGAGAGAAGGUCGCGGAGAUCGGUCGGGGGAGGGAUGAUAAGUACGAAGAAGUACUCGCUCGCAACCGCGAGGAGAUGGAGCGGGCCGACCGAGUCGUCAAGACGGUGACCGAACUGAUGCAAGAAGCCGAAAAAGACGAGCUCUUGGACCUCAAACCCAAGAUCAUGCACAACCUGGAGUCCCAAGGGGAGGUACAGUUCGAACCUGUGCCUUAUGAACUGUCAUACAUCGGAGUCAAAUGCCAGGACGUUGUAAGCGACGUCGACCUUGCUCAAAUAGUACAGGAAGAGAAAUGGAAACUGAAGGAAGAGUUUGGUAAGAAAGGAGACGGGCAGGGAGAGUUCAAGGGAGCGACAGGGGUGGGUUGCCUGAAGGACGGAGGAAUCGCAGUGACGGAUACGAAACACCAACGGCUGACGAUGCUGACCUCAACCGGUGCUUGUAAACAUACACUGAGUCAUGCAAAGGAAGGCUUGUUCAAGUUGAAAGCGCCCUACAGUGUGGCCGUGACCUGUGAUGACCUCCUGUUGAUUACUGACGUCGACAAAGUGAAGGUGUUUGACAGCGAGCUGCAGCUGCAGCAUCAGUUUGUGCCAUCCAAGGAGGACCCCGAUUGUCGUCUGAAGAGUUACCUCAGCGGUAUCUCCGUGGACACGAAGAACCGAGUAGCCGUGGCAGACAGCGGCCGGAAGGUCAUCUCUGUCCACAACUUGGACGGGUCCCUGAUCACCACCGUACCCAAUGACAUGAUUCACGGCUACAUAUCAUUCAGCCGAGAGGACUGUCUGGUCUUCACCAAUUACCACGAGAGGCGGCUUCUGUGCGUGGAUCUCAAGGGGAACAAAGUGUUCGAUGUCGGUACCUCUGUCGGUAGGAAGUCGGCCAAGCCGAUCGGUGUUUGCUGCGACGAGGCUGGGGACAUUUAUGUCUCGACUCACUACGGUCAGACGGGGAGCUGCGAGAUUCACCACUAUGACCCGGAAGGGAUGUACAUCGGACGCGUGGCUCGCGGACUCUUUAACCCGUUUGCGAUGGCGUUCGCGACCGACGGGAAUCUGGUUGUGGCUGACAUGCACUCCGUUAAGAUCUUUCAUCGUGCGUGAUUCCCAAAGUUUCUACCAUAUCUGGCCAAUGUUCAUAUCGGCGAUGGAUGACCUAAGGGUAUAAUCCAAAUCUGAUAUGAUUGCUAGAUUGGCAAGUUGGUCAACCGCGUUAUUAGCCGUCAUGUUGCAUCAGCUCUUACCUGUGAUAUCACAUUCCUAUUGGGAACAUACUUUGAUUAAAAUGAUACUGUCAUGAAUCAAAACUACAGGCGCGCUUUAGACAAAUUCUUAUUACAAUUUCGACACCUCAAAUUAAAAAUGUUAGAUAAGCCACUUGACCAGCUUGGAUCGUGAUACGAUACAAUGCAUAUACGCAAGGGCAAAGGGACACAAAAGUCAAGACGGUUUAGGGCCAGCUACAUAAUGUACAUGUAAAUAAAAAAAAUACCAAAAAAAAAAAUCCGUUGAUUUUGUUUUGGUUGGAUUUUUAUAUACACAGGAUCUAGGAGCUUGAAAAUUCAAUAUUUUUCCAAUAUUGAUUAUGCUAAUGUAAAACAUUGACCACAAUAUCACAAGGAUAAGUUUUAACAUCCUUGGUUUUUAAUCACGAGAAGAAACCUGUAUCGGUUUAAUAUUCGCUGUGCAGUGCGCUCAAGGCUCUCUUGUACAGAAAAUACAGUCAUCGCGAUCGACGACUUCGCUGUGGUUUUACACUUCCAAUGCAAGUGU